Messenger RNA from Cebus imitator (Panamanian white-faced capuchin), 7366 nucleotides. It is a transcript of the gene ZMYND8, whose product is annotated as zinc finger MYND-type containing 8. The record is from RefSeq and is a predicted model, not a curated record. Gene Ontology annotation, molecular function: protein binding. Gene Ontology annotation, biological process: regulation of DNA-templated transcription. The coding region runs from base 2395 to 5973 and encodes 1192 amino acids. Lineage: Eukaryota; Metazoa; Chordata; Mammalia; Primates; Cebidae. The transcript is spliced from 24 exons.
AUUGACAAUUGCAGUGGCCGAACUAAGAACGGGCCUUCUGGAAAUUUCUACCAUCUUUGUUUCUUUUAGGAAAAGCAGAUGUGCCAAGCGGAAGAGUCUCCUACCUUCCAUUCCUAGGUCAUCUCUCUUCCCUGCUUUCCCCCAGCCCCUGUUCUUUUUCUCAUCAAGGUAGAAUGUUCUCUCUGCCACGUUUCUAAAUUGCAGAGGGAGGAACAGAAUGUUGGGCUGUUUUCCUUUCUCCUUCUGCCUCCUCAGUCCCCAAAGAGGAUACACAGCUGCAAGGAGCAAACACAGACACACUGAAGCUUUUGAUUCCUCUCCUUUUUUUUUUCCUUCAAGACCCUCCAGGAUGGAUUCACUUUCUGCUUGGGGAAAUUAAGUGGCAUUCACGUGGGGGAGGGGGAGUAACUGCUUUUAUUAGCUCCAGAAAAUGGUCACUGUUCAGUCUGUAACUAGGAAUUAAUUAUAUGUAAUCACUCAGUAAACUUUCUACAGAGUUUUUCUAAUUGCUGAGCCUGAACAUAGUUAGCCCAUUGGCGCCAAGUCCAGUUACUUUUAUAAUUAACAGCUCAAAGAUUUGAGUCAGAAAGAAAAGAAACAAUUGGGGGCCUCUUGGAUUAUAAAUUAGGGAUGAAAACAAUAGCUUUUUUCCCUUUCUUUCUUGUAACCCCUUUUCUUUUAAACAAAACAUUCCCCCUUUUCUUUCCCUGGGAGAACCAGUGGGGAGACUGCGUCAGGUCUUAAAUAGGAUAGGGUGGCGGGGGGAGACACUUUUUAGGAAGCGGGGUGGCAGGAACCUAACCUUUUUAGGAAGCGGGGUAGUAGAAAACCCAAGGUAGGUUUUUAAAAGUCCAGCCACUUCCAAUGUGUGAUGUCUUUGUUUCUUUUGCCCUCUUUCCCCUUCUCUCUCCUGUGGCAGAGGCAGCAGACAUUUGUCAGCCUGGGAACCCUCAAUCUGGCUUUGCCUCUGGUUGACCCUGGAAGAAAGAUACAUUCAAAGGGGCCUUCGCUACUGCACAGCAGAGAUUUAAAAAGGGAAUAUGUUUCGAAGCCCUUUGGUUGCUUUUAAAAUGCAAAAUCUGAGCAAGGGUUCACCCUUGGCUUCAGGUUGCUAAGAUUAUGGUCGCCCUCCCCCCUACUUCCCACUCUCCUUGCAGACAAACAAGCAGGCAGUGGCCAUGCCAGCUCUGCAGCCAGUGUGCUGCCAGCCUGCCCCCCCAUCCAGAUUACCUACCUACCGGCCGGCGGGGGCCAGUGGCCCGUCCUUGCCCGGGCACGGCCUUGGGCGCUGUGCCCUCCUUUCUCCCCUGGAGCUAAAAAGCAGUCACCUUGAAACUCCUCACUCCCAGCACCAGAGGAGUUCUGAGGCCAGUGCUCAGACCUGUAACAGUAAAUGACGUUAUCUACUCAGGCUGUUAGUUCGGCCUCUGAAAUCGGGUUUUGCAAAACCCAUUGUUAAUUCUCAGGCUCUGUUGGGGGUGGUCAGAAAUCUAAUGUGUGAGUAUCCUGUGCAUUGGAUAAGGGAAUGUUUUCCUUGUGUUUCUCCUCUGCAGACUCGGAUUGUCUUUCCUUGAUGUUAACUGUCUUAGGACUGGUGGCUUCAGAGGGCUGGGUAUUUAGCUGUUUGCAGGCUUAUAAACAGCCUUUUGAUUUUACCUUGGCCGCAGACUGAGGUGCAGCCCUUUUGCUUGGCUUUUCAGAUGCCUGCUGUCCUUGAAGCACUUUCAUUUUACCUAGCUCCUUUUUGGUAUGAAUGCAAAGCUGGUUUCUAAUAGACUGAGAAGAGAAGGGGGACCUGGCUUCCUCCUCGCCUCCCCCCAGCCUGCUCCCUGGGAACAUUUUUGUGUUUGCACAGACACCUGUCCGUCUGCAGUUUGUGCCACGGGGCUGCACAAUUCCUAACCUUCUACCCACCUAAUUCGAGGGCAAGGGGGCCUCAUCACAGAGCCUCAUCUUGAAGGCUCAGGAUCUGCAAGAGAAGGCUUUUCCUUAGGAACCUGUGACUUCACAAACUCUCCCUGUCAUUGCAGAGUUUUUUUUAAGCUUCUAAACGUUGGGUUGUUGGUGUCCUUUGGUUCAGCUUUUCCUAGUUCUGGUAUUUAGGAAGGUGGCUUUGAAACUAGCAGGGCUGCUUAAACAAGAGCUACAGCUAUUGAACAAACUGCUACCAUUUUAGCUUCAACACAGGAAUGAGGCAGUGUUGCCAGACGCCAUUUUAAGAAUCCUGCAUAAAUAGCUUAGCUACCGAUGACUCUGCCUGUUUUAGUGUUGAGAUGAGAUUCCUGGGAAUUACGGACCAUCCCUGAGUCCUCAGAAUUAAUAAUCAGAAGGCUUAAAGCAUCCUGGAGUUUGGCUGAAGAGGAAGUAAAAGCAGAACAGGAGGUGGUAGAGGGCAUGGAUAUCUCUACUCGCUCCAAAGAUCCUGGCUCUGCAGAGAGAACAGCCCAGAAAAGAAAGUUCCCCAGCCCUCCACAUUCUUCCAAUGGCCAUUCGCCGCAGGACACAUCAACAAGCCCCAUUAAAAAGAAAAAGAAACCUGGCUUACUGAACAGUAACAAUAAGGAGCAGGAUGGACGGAAUGAUUUCUACUGCUGGGUUUGUCACCGGGAAGGCCAAGUCCUUUGCUGUGAGCUCUGUCCCCGGGUUUAUCACGCUAAGUGUCUGAGACUGACAUCGGAACCAGAGGGGGACUGGUUUUGUCCUGAAUGUGAGAAAAUUACAGUAGCAGAAUGCAUCGAGACCCAGAGUAAAGCCAUGACAAUGCUCACCAUUGAACAAUUAUCCUACCUGCUCAAGUUUGCUAUUCAGAAAAUGAAACAGCCAGGGACAGACGCAUUCCAGAAGCCCGUUCCUUUGGAACAGCACCCUGACUAUGCGGAAUACAUCUUCCAUCCAAUGGACCUUUGUACAUUGGAAAAGAACGCGAAAAAGAAAAUGUAUGGCUGCACAGAAGCCUUCCUGGCUGAUGCAAAGUGGAUUUUGCACAACUGCAUUAUUUAUAAUGGGGGAAAUCACAAAUUGACGCAAAUAGCGAAAGUAGUCAUCAAAAUCUGUGAACAUGAGAUGAAUGAAAUCGAAGUAUGUCCAGAAUGUUAUCUAGCUGCUUGCCAAAAACGAGAUAACUGGUUUUGUGAGCCUUGUAGCAAUCCACAUCCUUUGGUCUGGGCCAAACUGAAGGGGUUUCCAUUCUGGCCUGCAAAAGCUCUGAGGGAUAAAGACGGGCAGGUUGAUGCCCGAUUCUUUGGACAACAUGACAGGGCCUGGGUUCCAAUAAAUAAUUGCUACCUCAUGUCUAAAGAAAUUCCUUUUUCUGUGAAAAAGACUAAGAGCAUCUUCAACAGUGCCAUGCAAGAGAUGGAGGUUUAUGUGGAGAACAUCCGCAGGAAGUUUGGUGUUUUUAAUUACUCUCCGUUCAGGACACCCUACACGCCCAACAGCCAGUACCAAAUGCUGCUCGAUCCCAGCAACCCCAGCGCCGGCACGGCCAAGAUAGACAAGCAGGAGAAGGUCAAGCUCAACUUCGACAUGACAGCGUCCCCCAAGAUCCUGAUGAGCAAGCCCGUGCUGAGCGGGGGCACGGGCCGCCGGAUUUCCUUGUCGGACAUGCCGCGCUCCCCCAUGAGCACAAACUCUUCCGUCCACACGGGCUCCGACGUGGAGCAGGAUGCCGAGAAGAAGGCCACGUCGAGCCACUUCAGCGCGAGCGAGGAGUCCAUGGACUUCCUGGAUAAGAGCACAGCUUCACCAGCCUCCACCAAGGCGGGACAAGCAGGGAGUUUAUCCGGCAGCCCAAAGCCCUUCUCUCCUCAACUGUCAACUCCCAUCACGACGAAAACGGACAAAACAUCCACCACCGGCAGCAUCCUGAAUCUUAACCUGGAUCGAAGCAAAGCAGAGAUGGAUUUGAAGGAGCUGAGUGAGUCGGUCCAGCAACAGUCUACCCCCGUUCCUCUCAUCUCUCCCAAGCGCCAGAUUCGUAGCAGGUUCCAGCUGAAUCUUGACAAGACCAUAGAGAGUUGCAAAGCACAAUUAGGCAUCAAUGAAAUCUCAGAAGAUGUUUACACGGCUGUAGAGCACAGUGACUCGGAGGAUUCUGAGAAGUCAGAUAGCAGCGACAGUGAGUAUAUCAGUGAUGAGGAGCAGAAGGCCAAGAAUGAACCAGAAGACGCAGAGGACAAAGAGGGUUGUCAGAUGGACAAAGAGCCAUCUGCCGUCAAAAAAAAGCCCAAGCCUACAAACCCAGUGGAGAUUAAAGAGGAGCUGAAAAGCACAUCACCAGCCAGCGAGAAGGCAGACCCUGGAGCAGUAACAGUCAAGGACAAGGCCAGCCCUGAGCCGGAGAAGGACUUUACCGAAAAGGCAAAGCCUUCACCUCACCCCACAAAGGAUAAACUGAAGGGAAAAGAUGAGACUGAUUCCCCAACAGUCCAUUUGGGCCUGGACUCCGACUCAGAGAGUGAACUUGUCAUAGAUUUAGGAGAAGACCAUUCUGGGCGGGAGGGUCGAAAAAAUAAGAAGGAACCCAAAGCACCAUCUCCGAAACAGGAUGUUGUAGGUAAAGCGCCACCAUCCACGACGGCGGGCAGCCAGUCUCCCCCGGAAACGCCUGUGCUCACCCGCUCUUCCGCCCAAACUCCCGCGGCCGGCGCCACAGCCACCACCAGCGCGCCCUCCUCCGUCACCGUCACGGCCCCGGCCCCCGCCGCCGCAGGAAGCCCGGUGAAAAAGCAGAGGCCGCUUUUACCGAAGGAGACUGCCCCGGCCGUGCAGCGGGUCGUGUGGAACUCAUCAAGUAAGUUUCAAACGUCCUCCCAAAAGUGGCACAUGCAGAAGAUGCAGCGUCAGCAGCAGCAGCAGCAGCAGCAGCAAAACCAGCAGCAGCAGCCUCAGUCUUCCCAGGGGACGAGAUAUCAGACCAGACAGGCUGUGAAAGCUGUCCAGCAGAAGGAGAUCACACAGAGCCCAUCCACGUCCACCAUCACCCUGGUGACCAGCACACAGUCAUCGCCCCUGGUCACCAGCUCGGGGUCCACGAGCACCCUUGUGUCCUCAGUCAACGCUGACCUGUCCAUCGCCACCGCCUCAGCCGAUGUCGCCGCUGAUAUUGCCAAGUACACUAGCAAAAUGAUGGACGCAAUAAAAGGAACAAUGACAGAAAUAUACAACGAUCUUUCUAAAAACACUACUGGAAGCACAAUAGCUGAGAUCCGCAGGCUGAGGAUCGAGAUAGAGAAGCUCCAGUGGCUGCACCAGCAAGAGCUCUCUGAAAUGAAACACAACUUGGAGCUGACCAUGGCAGAGAUGCGGCAGAGCCUGGAGCAGGAGCGGGACCGGCUCAUCGCCGAGGUGAAGAAGCAGCUGGAGCUGGAGAAGCAGCAGGCGGUGGACGAGACCAAGAAGAAGCAGUGGUGUGCCAACUGCAAGAAGGAGGCCAUCUUUUACUGCUGUUGGAACACCAGCUACUGCGACUACCCCUGCCAGCAAGCUCACUGGCCCGAACACAUGAAGUCCUGUACUCAGUCAGCUACUGCUCCUCAGCAGGAAGCGGAUGCUGAGGUGAACACAGAAACACUAAACAAAUCGUCCCAGGGGAGCUCCUCGAGCACACAGUCAGCACCUUCAGAAACGGCCAGUGCCUCCAAAGAGAAGGAGACGUCCGCUGAGAAAAGCAAGGACAGUGGCUCGACCCUCGACCUUUCUGGCUCCAGGGAGACGCCCUCCUCCGUUCUCUUGGGCUCCAACCCAGGCUCUGUUAGCAAAAGGUGUGACAAGCAACCUGCCUAUGCCCCAACCACCACAGACCACCAGCCGCACCCCAACUACCCCGCCCAGAAGUACCAUUCCCGGAGUAGCAAAUCCAGUUGGAGCAGCAGCGAAGAGAAGAGGGGAUCGGCACGUUCCGAGCACAACACCAGUACCAGCACCAAGAGUCUCCUCCCGAAAGAGUCUCGGCUGGACACCUUCUGGGACUAGCAGCGAAUCGGGACACAGACCGUCCAUCCCAUGGGGAGAAAAACCCAGACGCCAGGAAAAGGAGAAACGACAAAGACAGGAGAACAGCCACCUUCAGACUGGAGAAUGACGAACCCUCGGACGGGCCUGAGCCCCUGGCGCGGGGGCUGCGACACUACAGGACGCCCUGCAUCGGCUUUGACUGCGGACCGUUCACCCACAUGAGCCCUGUGCGUUAGGUGUAAAUAAUGUACAAUUUGUGGAUGUCCCUGAACCUAGAGGACCUUCUCCUUUUUAUAUUUGUAUUAACUUUAACUUAUAAAAAAGAAAAAAACAAUUACAAAAACAAAAAAAGCCAACCCCAACAACAAAAAGAAUGUUCUGGUGUUGGAGAAGGGAUGGUCAGUUAGUCCGUAUGUCACACAAUGGAAUGGAAGCUGGGCCCGGGGACCGCUUUCACACUCACGUCCUCAUCCUUGGGUACCCAGGGGAGGGCCAGCCGUUUUCACUCACGUGUCUGUACUCAGCAUGCUGGGAUCGGGAGUUCUGGCACAGACUCUACCCCGUGAAGCCAUGGGCUCCUUUCAGCUACUGCAUUACAACGUUCCUAAAACACAAGCUCUCUGGACCAGACGGACACAGGGAGAAGCUAGUUUAUUUCAUGUGAUUUAAACGAUUCUACUCCUAAAAGGGAAAAAACACAAUGUCCUUGUUUACAGAAGAGAAAGAAACAAGCCCCAUUUAGCUCAGUGGCAGAAGAGGAGAGCCUAGAAAGUGUUAGGAUCAUGAACUCUGAAAAAAAAAUCUUUGCUUUGCUUUGUGAUUCCUUUAAACACACACUCACACACUUGGUCAGAGACGCUGCGCUUCUUGGAAGCGAGGACUCAGGCAAGGCGCACGCAGAGGACAUUCGAGUCUGGGAUGAAGCAUGUACGUAUUAUUUAUAUGAUGGAAUUUCACAUUUUUAUGUAAGCAUGAAACAAAGGCAGUAUGAGAGAAAGCAACACCCCGUCAUGCUGUCCGUGACACUACGUAUGCUGUAGAACCAUUUUGUAUGUGUGUAAAACAAAAAGCAUUGAUCAAAAAGCAAAAGGUGAUGUAUGUAUAUGAGCAAAUUAACUGUCCGAUAUCAUUCCAGUACGUUUCGUUGUACAUUUUAGUCUCGUUUACUUUCUCUUCAUUGUUAAGAGGAUGCGAACUGUACAGUUUCCAGCUAGUUCCCCAUAUUAGAGAAGAACUAAGAAGAGUAUUAGAAGAACACAGAGAAAGAACAUUUGUGAAUUGCAGUUGUCAAAAAAAAAAAAAAAUAGCCUAGCUGGCCUUAUUUGUGAAGCAUAAUUGCUUUUAGCAUAUGGAAGUAUUUUUUCACAUUUUCUUUGUAUAAAAUUUGUAUUAAACUUAAAUAUCUUUUUGA